AUGGCGGGGCCCGAGCCGAUCCCAGUCUCAGUCCUGUUGACUUGUGCCGCCUGUGGCGAAGUGAAAUCGGAAGAAGAAUCGAUCGAGUGUCCUCAAUGCAAGGACAUCCGCUACUGCGACAGCGACUGCCAAGAGCUCGACAAACCGGUCCACGACCUGCUCUGCGAUACCCUCGCCGAUUUCGAUCCUCACAAUCCUCCUUCACCAACCCACGGCAGAGCUAUCCUCUUUCCGGAUAACGAUGAGCGCCCUCGCUUCGUGUGGAUCAACAGGCUCCGCAACGACUACUGGGACUGCGACGGCAUCCUGGGCAUCCAUACCGACAGCCACAACAUGACCAAGCUGGAAGACAAAACCUGCCCGGCGAUUCGAAUCCGCACACAGACCAUCUAUCUCAUCUACGUCGACUCAGCGAUCAAAGACGAAUAUGCCUACGACGGCAACGCCUCGAUUGAGGCACUCAGCAACCUGAAGGGCGUGGCAUACGACUGGAGAGGCCCGGUCUUGGCCGUUAGGUACGCGGACCACCUCAACAUGCGAGACUUUCGCGCCAUUGUCGAUCACCUCCAGUCCUACCCGAAGAACAAUGCGCUGAUGGGCGAGAGUCGAUAUGGAGGAGACGUAUACCCCGGAAUCAAGCUCAACACGGCGAAAGACAUGAAAGUCUUUGGCACACCGCCCCUCCAGCCACUCUCCUUGAGUCAGGCAAUGGUUCUUGACCAAGUGUCCUCUCCAUUCGCACUUUUCUCGGAGCUGAAGCCGCAGCUCUACUGGCGCCACGCUGGGGCCAUCCAUUUCGACUCGGUCAACCGCCACGGGCUACUGGUAUUUGCAGAGACCAGUCUGCCUGGCUUCGGUGUUGUCGGACCCUCAGAGAAGAUCAAGAACAAAUUCAACACCUUGGACCUCAGUCGUCUUCAGAAGGUCUGGAAGGAAGGUCAGCCCUGGAGUCAGAGCUACAUCAUCUUCCGGGAAGGGACGGGCUCAAUCGUUCGCAGAAUAGAGCCACUCCAUAUUGAGGCCCUCGAGGCUUUCCUGAUGGAGCAGGCUCAGAAGGUCGCGAGAGGUGGAUAUGUUGUGAGGGACAUGUUGAAAAAGGAACUGACAACAGAGGCCUUUACUGAGUUCUGGGGCAGAUAUACAGCAGCACGAAACAUUGGAGGCCACAUCUCAGCGCCGUUCAUGUUGCAGCCGUCUCCCAAGCAAUGCACCUCCUGUAUCCAGCUCUAG
This is a messenger RNA of Thyridium curvatum, 1230 nucleotides long. RefSeq lists its product as uncharacterized. The record is from RefSeq and is a predicted model, not a curated record. The coding region runs from base 1 to 1230 and encodes 409 amino acids. NCBI's taxonomy places the organism in Eukaryota, Fungi, Ascomycota, Sordariomycetes, Thyridiales, Thyridiaceae. The transcript has a single exon.